This is a messenger RNA of Penicillium odoratum, 2784 nucleotides long. Its product is annotated as putative protein kinase Yak1. The transcript has 7 exons. Gene Ontology annotation, molecular function: protein tyrosine kinase activity; ATP binding; protein serine/threonine kinase activity. The record is from RefSeq and is a predicted model, not a curated record. Gene Ontology annotation, cellular component: nucleus; cytoplasm. Gene Ontology annotation, biological process: peptidyl-threonine phosphorylation; peptidyl-serine phosphorylation. Lineage: Eukaryota; Fungi; Ascomycota; Eurotiomycetes; Eurotiales; Aspergillaceae. The coding region runs from base 1 to 2784 and encodes 927 amino acids.
AUGGAUCCUGGAUGGCAACCCUAUCAGGAUCCCCUGAUGGGUCGUCCCGCACAGUUCAAUACCGGAUUGGCUGCCCAUCCACAGCAAGCCUCGAAGUACGGUCAGCCACCACAGUCACAGCCCCCCGUCGGCUUCACCUACGAAACAUUUCAAACUCCUGGCACCACCUCCAAGGCUCCAUCCACUGGUCCAAACUCCAAACCGGUGUCUAUGGCGUCGUCUCCUUCCGCCACGCCACGUAGUCGGGAUUAUGUCACCGAUGCCGACACCACCAUGGAGGACGCAGACCCCUACAACCGCGCCAAGUACCCAUCCAGACCGAACCAUCAUAGUCGCGCCUCUUCCCAAUUCUUGACCCAGACCGAAGAGUCCUCGGCCGCCCGCAGGUAUUCGCCGAUGAACGCUCUGUCGCCGCCGAUGUCAUACCCAACCAGCCCCGGAAAGCAGGGCUCCUACUUCUCGCCCUCAGGCCAGUCGCGACGGUCGCCAGGCCGAACUGGAGACUACUCCUCUCCGCCGCAAGGAUACCAGUCGCCGCCUUCAAACCGCGCCCCUCGACUUCCUCCCCUCCAGGCGUCCGAUCUCAGCCCCGAUCAGUACUAUCCAUCCUCUGCGGGAUCUCACCUCGGCAGUGCCUUUGCGCCUGAAAGUCGAUCUCCACGAUCUGGCUCCAUACCAUCUCAAGUCCCGGGCCGAGGUCCGGUCCCCAAGUUCCAGAAGAUCAAGUCGGUGCAAGAUCUCCAACCCCGGAUUCAUGCCCAGCCGGCAUAUCGGCGGGCAAACCCAGAGGGUGGUUUCAUCAGUCCACUUCAUGCCUUGACUAGUCACCUUCCUGCGACCUAUCGCAUUUGCAAUCCGAACUUCAAUUACGAGUCAUCUAGGAACCCGCGACGAGUUUUGACCAAGCCUAGCAAGGGUACCAAGAACGAUGGAUAUGACAACGAGGACAGUGACUAUAUUCUCUAUGUUAACGAUAUUCUUGGCAGUGAGGAGGCCGGCCACAAGAAUCGCUACUUGAUCCUCGAUGUAUUGGGUCAGGGUACAUUCGGACAGGUAGUGAAAUGUCAGAAUCUGAAAACCCAAGAGGUCGUGGCAGUCAAGGUUAUCAAAAACAAGACCGCAUACUUCAACCAAAGCAUGAUGGAAGUUUCCGUCUUGGAUCUGCUAAAUAGCAAAUACGACAAGAACGACGACCAUCAUCUCCUUCGUUUGAAGGACACCUUCAUCCACCGCCAGCAUCUUUGUCUUGCAUUUGAAUUACUCAGCGUUAAUCUUUACGAGCUCAUCAAGCAGAACCAGUUCCGAGGAUUGAGCACAACCCUUGUUCGUGUCUUUGCUCAGCAGUUGUUAAAUGCCCUCAGUCUCUUGAACAAAGCUCAUUUGAUCCACUGCGAUCUCAAACCAGAGAAUAUUCUCUUGAAGAAGUCAGUUCAAAGUACCCCCUAUGAGUUCCAACCUGUUACUGAUGCCGAUAUAACCGCUAGUCUCGAAAGUCCAAUCAUCAAGGUCAUUGAUUUCGGCUCUGCGUGCGAUGAGCGCCAGACUGUCUACACAUACAUUCAAUCCCGGUUUUACCGUUCGCCGGAAGUUUUGCUCGGCCUGCCGUAUUCAUCUGCAAUCGACAUGUGGUCUUUAGGAUGCAUUGUUGUUGAGCUGUUCUUGGGAUUGCCUCUGUUCCCUGGAUCUUCCGAAUAUAACCAAGUUUGCCGGAUUGUCGAGAUGAUGGGUUUGCCUCCUACAUGGAUGUUGGAGAUGGGUAAACAAUCGGGCGAAUUCUUCGAGAAAACACAAGAUGAAUUUGGGCGAAAAACCUACCGUCUCAAGAGUCUAGAGCAGUACUCGCGAGAGCACAAUACCAAGGAACAACCCAGCAAGAAGUACUUCUCUGCGUCGACGUUGGAAGAGAUCAUUCGAAGCUACCCCAUGCCGCGGAAGAACAUGAAGCAGAAUGAGGUUGAGCGAGAGUUGAACAAUCGCGUUGCCUUCAUUGACUUCGUGCGCGGUCUUCUGUCAAUCAAUCCUCUUGAGCGAUGGUCACCCCAGCAGGCCAAGCUGCACCCUUUCAUCACCCAGCAGAAGUUUACCGGUCCAUUUGUGCCGCCAAUGAACUUGAAGUACUCAACUAUUAACAAGACUGUUGCUCCUGGCGUUCAGCAGCAGCAACAAGCAGAAGCCACGAGCAAACAGAGAGCCGCUCAAGUAGCGCAGGCACAGUCUGUGCAAGCACAACCUGCGUACCCGAUGCAAAUGAACCCAUACCAGCCGCAUACCCCGACCCAUGCCCAGCCUCCCCCGCCUCCCCCUAUGUACAACGGAAUGUAUCAGCAGCAGGCCGCAGCGGCGCCACCGCCUUACCCCACACAGCCUCCAGGGUAUACUAAUCAUCAGAUGGGUAUGAUGCCAGUUCCAGCUCCGGGCCAAGUUCCACAGCCUCAGUAUGGCUCAGGACAGAGUCUGUACGCUCAAGCGACGACAAGAGCUGGUCGCCAACGUGCAUCAACUAUGGACCCACAAGGGGGAGGUAUUCCUCCGACGAUUCAGCGUGUUGCAAGCCACCUGGAUCCAAAUGCUCCGAUCCGCUUGCAACCUAGCCCUGCCUACUAUCCUCCUCCCCCUGAUGGGUACGUGGACGCCAAUGCCCAAAGACGCCGCGGUAGCCGAACCGGAGGCAGCAGCAAUGGCAAUAGCAGCAGUAAUGGAAAUCAACGAAACCGAGACUUCAUUCGCACCCUUGAGGACGGGGUUUUGGGUGAAGGGUAUAUGGGCCAAAACCAGUGGCACUAA